This is a messenger RNA of Schistosoma curassoni, 1584 nucleotides long. NCBI's taxonomy places the organism in Eukaryota, Metazoa, Platyhelminthes, Trematoda, Strigeidida, Schistosomatidae. The record is from the annotation of a GenBank genome assembly.
AUGAGUCGUGUCUUAAGAUCUAGUAUCAGAGAAAAUAAGUCAGAACAAGUCAUACCUCGGAAACAACGAAAUGAAAGAGUUUUUUCUGUAACCCCCUCAGUAUCUUCCAGCUCAACGGGAACUUCAGGAAGUCGUCUCACUCAGCGAAGACGACCGAGUCCCCCUGAUUCUUGUAGAAACGUAACAUCUGUCGGUUGUGAAUCUUUUAACUUAAGAGAUCAAAGCAAUAUAUCGGAUAAAUUGAAUACUUCCCUUGACGAUCAAAAAGAAACCCAUCCACCUGUGGUAUUUGAUUCACAUAUUACACAAUGUAAGGUCAGUUUCUCAGCCAACUCUGCAACUCAGGUUGCGGAAUCAAGUCCACUGAUUGUUGGAAGAGCAAAUGAGAUCAGUCGUUUGACAUCUCUGAUUCAGUCUUGUAUAGACACGAAGAAAAGUGCUAGUUUCUAUGUAAGUGGGGCCCCAGGAACUGGAAAAACAGCAGUUGUUCUGAAUGUUGUUCAAAAUUUUAAAACGUUUGGCAAAUGUAAUACUGCUGUGAUUAAUUGUAUGCAAUUAACGUCAUGUGCAGAUAUUUUUGGACGAAUAUCUACCGUUUUAGAAGCUCACAAUGGCAAGGAAAAUAAUUUAAUUAGCGAUGCUGAUUCAUUGGAAUGCUUUUUGAAUCAACAACCACAAAAAAAGACCAUUAUCCUAGUUUUAGAUGAAGUUGAUCAGUUAUCUACGCGUAGUCAGAAGUUACUCUACAGAAUUUUCGAAUGGCCAUCAAAACUUACUUGUCACACCAUUGUUAUUGGAGUAGCAAAUGCCUUAGAUUUACCAGAGCGUCUGCUGCCACGUUUGAAAUCAAAAGUUUACAAACCUAUUCAUAUUAUAUUUCAACCAUAUUCACAAUAUGAGCUUGCUGAAAUUGUCCAAGCUCAUUUAUCCAAAUCAUCAAGUCGUGGACCAUGUAUAGAAGCUCUUGCUAUACAACUAUGUUCUAGAAAAAUUGCUGCUUCUACAGGGGAUGCACGUACUGCACUAGAUAUAUGUCGCAGGGCGAUUGAUUUAGCCCAUCAAGAUGCUCGGAUGAAAAACAUAUCUGACGCGUUUAUUCCUCAAAAGGUGGCGGCUGAUUCUCACAUUACACCUUCCAUCCAGCAUAUAAGUAGGGCUUUAAAGGAAUCUCAGGUUGAUUCUCCUCUUCCUGUUAAAUCGUUUACUGGCGUUAAUACAUUUACUACUAAUGGCUCUGAGCUGCCAUUACACCAUAAGCUUCUACUGGCUAGCUGUCUUCUGUUAAGAAAACAAAAAGGUUUACGUGAAUUAUCGUUUAGCCUACUUUAUGAUACGUACAUUCUUAUAUGUAAGAAAAAACAAAUUACAAGUUUAAAUGAAUCUGAACUCUCCGCUGUAUGCGAUCUUCUUGAUUCUCGUGGAUUUAUUCAACUUACUGGUCCGCGUUACUCAGUUAAAGCUACAGUGGGUACACCAGCACGUUUAAGACGUAUCCGAUUACGUUUAGAUGAUUGUGGUGUCCAACAAGCUUUGAUGGACGAUUUCUUGCUGUCAUCAGUAAUGGAUAUAAAAUUACAAAAGUAA